AUGACUACGGUCUUUAUAAGUUAUGAGAGAGAUCAACGUGCAUGGGAAGCGCUAGUGCUGGAAGCGGCCAAAUUGGGCGAGGAAAAACUCGCUCCAGCCCUCUACAAAUAUGAAGAUUUGAUAACUGAUUGUACAUUUUCGGGAAAGAAAUGCUCAGCGGCAGAUUUUACUCGGGUUGUUGAUCCUGUCUAUGGCGCUUGUUAUUCGUUCAACGAGGACGCUUCACUCAGCUAUUCCACUAAUCGAGCUGGCAUGAAAUUUGGCUUGAAACUGCUCGUCACUGUUAGCCAACACACAACGUCUAUGGAGAACGAUUUUCUUCCGACAACGAGGAUGGUUGGGGCAAGAGUUUCAAUUCAACCGAGAGGAGUACAUCCUUCCCUUGACAACAACGGGAUUCACGUUGGAGUGGGCCAUCAAACGGCCAUUUCGAUCGUAUCGACGAAAAUCCAACGAUUGAAGAAGCCAUAUCCCGGAAGAUGUAUAGACACCGAGCCGGAAUCAACCAAUCUUUACAAGUCAAACGUAUACGUACUGGAGACGUGCUUUUACAACUGUCGUCAACGCAACACCAUCGAACAAUGUAGGUGUGCGAAUCCACGGUUCAAAAAAGUGACGCGGACCAGUGGUGUAGGCCAACGAAACCAGAUUGUAAUGGACUGCCUGAGAUCACUUCGUGGAGAUCAAGCGUCGACAACGCCAAAUAUCUGCCCGUUGACCGAUUGUUCCUGUGGUUCACCAUGCUCUGAGACUUCGUACAUCACCUCUGCCACUAUCUCAAAAUUCCCUGCAGAAGGUUAUUUCGUCGCAACUGAUCCUACACAAGGAGUGGUUAGCGGUUGGCCCUAUGACGAAUGUAGUAUAGUUAUCGCUGUGAAACAGAAGCUAUUUUUAGGCUGGAAGCUGCGACAAUCAAAACACAAUUUUCAAUCAGGAACUUCAUUUCAUAACAAAGAUUUUUUCCAGGAUCAAGGCAAGUGUCGUGAUUGGUAUGAGAAGAAUGCACUUGUAUUGCAAGUGUUUUUCGAAACGCUGAAAUAUGAGUCCUACAAGGAAACGCCGAGUUAUGGAAUCUCUGCAGUACUUAAUGACCUCGGUGGUCACGCUGGACUUUGGCUCGGACUUUCAGUGAUUUCCGUAAUUGAGGUAAUUUUUUAUGAAACUAGAGUAAAAAUGGUAGUUCGAGAGAAAAUCUGCAGAAAUAUUGAUGGAACCUGCAGUUGUUCAUCGAUCUGGCGAAUAUUUCACUUAAUUCCAUUUCCAAUGACUGGAAUUUGGAGCUCAGUUUUGAAAAUUCUGGUUUUCUAA
This is a messenger RNA of Cooperia oncophora, 1308 nucleotides long. Lineage: Eukaryota; Metazoa; Nematoda; Chromadorea; Rhabditida; Trichostrongylidae. The record is from the annotation of a GenBank genome assembly.